CACUCACCAUUCUCUCACACCAGACCCUUAUCCUACCAAAAAUCAAAACACUCAAAACCCUAACUCACAAUGCAUCCCCUCUUCCUCAUCACCUUCCUCCUCAUCUCCUUCACUACCCUCACCUCUUCUCAAUACCCACCAUCAACCCUAACCAUUGUCAACAACUGUCCCUUCACCAUUUGCCCGGCCAUCGCUCCCAACUCCGGCCACGAUGUCCUCGAACACGGCGGCUUCUGCCUCCCCACUCUCUCCCACCGCUCCUUCCCCUCCCCAACCCACCACUGGUCCGGCCGCAUCUGGGGCCGCACUGGCUGCACCCACACCGGCACCCGCUUCUCCUGCGCCACCGGUGACUGCGCGAACCGCGGUGCCUGCGCGACCCGCCUGGAAUGCUCCGGCUUCGCCGGCGACGUCCCCGCCACCCUCGCUCAAAUCACUCUCCACCACGGCGGCCACCGCGAUCUCGUCUCCUACGCCGUCAGUCUCGUCGACGGCUUCAAUCUCCCCAUGACCGUAACCCCCCACGAAGGCCGCGGUCUUUGCCCCGUCGUCGGAUGCCGUGAGAAUCUUCUUUCUACUUGCCCGCCGGAGUUGCAGUUUAGGGUUCCGCCGGGGGGUGGGCCGGUGGUAGGGUGUAAAAGUGGGUGCGCCGCAUACGGAACGGAUGAGUUGUGCUGCCGGAACAAGUAUAACAGCCCGAUGACUUGCCGUGCAUCGACUUACUCCGAGUUUUUCAAGCAUCAUUGUCCGGCGACCUUCACAUAUGCUCAUGAUAGCCCGUCUCUGGCUCAUGACUGUGAGGGACCGAAGGAGCUGAAGGUGAUAUUUUGCCAUUAAUGGCUAUGGGUUUAAGCUUGUCAUGUUCUUUGUGUUGUUCGUGUGGUGUGGUUUGGUUUUGGUUGGUGUUUGUUUUGUGGGUUAAUAAAAUGUGGUUUGAUGCAGGAUUUGAUGGUGUAGUGAAAAUUAGUCAUAUUACAUCGUUUAGUUAGUAA
This is a messenger RNA of Phalaenopsis equestris, 992 nucleotides long. Its product is annotated as osmotin-like protein. Bases 70 to 837 code for a protein of 255 amino acids. The record is from RefSeq and is a predicted model, not a curated record. Lineage: Eukaryota; Viridiplantae; Streptophyta; Magnoliopsida; Asparagales; Orchidaceae. Gene Ontology annotation, cellular component: extracellular region. The transcript has a single exon. Gene Ontology annotation, biological process: defense response.